GAUGAUUCCUACCAGUCAGUGGGGAGGCCAUUGUUGUCCAGAAAACAUGAAAAAAUGCACACAGCCCAGCCAGGAGACGCCAAAUUGUCAUGGAAAUUAGCAAGGAAACACUCGCAGACCUCUGAAGUCCUCUGAAGCUGGCUACAAAUCUUUUUCGCUGGUAUGGAAAUCGAUGAAACAACUUUUGUCACCUUGAUCAACCCCACUGUCGGUAUAUAUCUUAGUUUUGAAGCUGUGAUCUAAGAAACACCAAUAUCUCUGCCAUCGCAGAGGUGAAAUUCCUGGAACUUCUUAUAAGAAACCGCUCCAUGUAAUACUUCUCUCAAUUGUGGAGGCCACUGUUGUCCAGAAAACCUGAGAAGACGCACGCAGCCCAGCCAGGAGACGCCAAAUUGUUGUGGAAAUUAGCAAGGAAACACUCGCAGACCUCUGAAGUCCUCUGAAGCUGGCUACAAAUCUUUUUAGCUGGUAUGGAAAUCAAUGAAACAACUUUGGUCAGCUUGAUCAACCCCAUCUACUUCCCUGGCAAGUUGUGGUGUUUGGUGAACGAUCCUCAGAUUCGCUCAAUCUGUUGGGACGCCACCGGGGAAGGAAUACUCAUCCAUCAGCUACCCUUCGAAGCUGAAGUGCUAUUGUCCCAACCCAGGCAGGUGACCGAGUAUUUCAGAACGACGGACUUCAUCAGUUUCGUUCGCCAGCUGAACCUGUAUGGCUUCAGAAAAAAACGCACAGACCGUGAUGUCUCAGACAAGCAUCCCAACAUCUCAUCCAUUAAGGCCCAACUGCACCACUUUUACAACCCGUACUUCAAACGGGAUAAGCCUGAGCUUCUACUCAAACUAAAGCGACUCACGCGUCUCAACAAGGCCAAGCUUGCCGGGAUAGAGGUGACCAACAGGAAAUCAAAACGUUGCCAUCAUGUGAUGCAGGAAACCUCUGCCUUAACAGGUUCAGUCUUGCUUGGACAUCAGGGAACCCCUUACCACCAUCCCUGUAAUGGCCCUCAGCAGGAGAAGGACUGUGACAGAACGUCCAAAUCUUCCCAAGCAUUUGUAGUGGGCCAUGUUGAUCCUUCUCCAGUUACUUUAAACACUAACAAUGUUGUGCCGGUCCCUGUGUCCCACCACUUCCCAGUGGACUCGCCGAGUGCACAUCCCUCCAGCGUCAUGCACAUGCAGCAGGGCGUCAUGCCUCAUCACUCACAGCAUGGGUUUUACACACCAGUGAAUCAGUGCCGUAGCCCAGACUUCUUGGAUUCAAAAGUGCCAAGCUUUCAACAACCAGCUGCUUCCUACUCUCCUUGUGGCUAUUACCCUGACUACUCAGUCGGAUACGCUCAUCCGAUUGAUGAGGAUCCAUACUGGAAAGCAGGUGAUAUUCCAGAGUCCAGGACGAGUGACAUGAAAGAGAAAGAGGAGCUGGACGAUAAUUUAAAACUGGUGGAAGAAUUACAGGCUGAUGUUGAGUUCUGGAAGUUGCUGCAGCAAUCAAUCACCUGUUAAGACAGCUUGACUAGGGAGCACAUUUUAUUUCGAGUGUAAUGACUGGAAAUGUUGCCUUUAAUCCUUUUCCUGACAAUGUUUCACAUGACAGCAACAUGAGUUUUAUUAUUAUCGCUUUCCAGGUAUAUUCCUUUGAUACGAUAUAACAGGAAAUAGGUAAUCCUUAAUGAUCAAUAAAUUUCACAAUUAUUUCAGUAUUCUAUUGAAACAUCAUUUUUUUCUCAAAAAAACAGCAUUUUUUCUUAAACGAAGCAAAUGCAAUAAACAAUGUGUUACGGAGCGUAGACGGACAUAAGCGCAGGCAAGCGGAGAGAUGACGUGAGACUGAGCACGAAAUGAGAAUCGAGUCGGGAUAGAGCAGGUAAGCUAGGUAUCAGGGGCGUAGGCAAAAGCGUAGUGAAAGACGAGCGUUAAGUCGAGCACCAGGGAAAACACUUCUAGGAAAGUCGGCUUGGUAAACAAACAGGGACAAGGCUGCUGAGCGGUUACUUCGCAAGCGGCUAAUGCUAGGGAGGCCCUUAUAUAACCUUAGGUGUCUGCAGGUGUUCGUAAUCAGAACUCCGGCGAACUCGAGCACGGGUAUGGCUGGGAAGUGUUGUCCUCCUCCACCAAGUCCCUGGUCGGCACUACACGUUGUGAGCUGCCGCGCUGAUUUCGCCAUGUCGUAACACAAUGUACAACUUCAAAAUUAUUAAAAUGUCUAGAAAUAGGUUUAUAAAUCUUAUUUAUUACUUACAGUAUUACAUUUUUAAAAAUGUUUUCUUUGUUCUCUUAUAAUGCACAAUAUCUUUUUACAGCUACUGUUUUCUCUGUUCUUUUAUUUGCUGAUGUGUAAAGCACUUUGACCACUGUUUAAUAGUUUAUUAAAGUGUUUGACAUAUAAUUAUAAAUGAUUAAAUGUCUGUUUGUAUGAAUUUA
Messenger RNA from Ictalurus furcatus (blue catfish), 2420 nucleotides. RefSeq names its product heat shock factor protein 5-like. The record is from RefSeq and is a predicted model, not a curated record. Gene Ontology annotation, biological process: regulation of DNA-templated transcription. Gene Ontology annotation, molecular function: sequence-specific DNA binding; DNA-binding transcription factor activity. The coding region runs from base 471 to 1502 and encodes 343 amino acids. The transcript is spliced from 8 exons. Lineage: Eukaryota; Metazoa; Chordata; Actinopteri; Siluriformes; Ictaluridae.